AGGAGCUUGGGCUGUUUUCACUAUUACUCAACAGGAGGGAAACAUGGAUUUCUCCGUUUUGCCAAACAACAACCAUCCCGAUAAAUUCCUACAACUGGAGGUAAAGUCUUUAGUGAAAAACUCUGCCUUCCUCCAAGCCAGCCUGGCAAAAUUCCCAGAAGCAGCUUUACCUGGAGUGCAGCGGUGGCACAACAGAGUCUAUUCACAGAGAGAAAAGAGAAAUGUCACGGAGCUGCCUGGCUUAGGAUUGAGCAGGACCAGCCAAGAAAUGAUAGACAAAGCACUUGGGAAACAUAUUACACCCCUCACCCUUAAAUCCACAAUCAAAAGCAACCCCUUGUACAGUGACAUCCACAUGGACGGUGACUGGGAGGAGAAGAAAAAGAUGCCUUCCUGGACUGCGCAAGACUUUGACAGGCAUUCACUGCACUCCAACUUGGCCAGCAGCAUCAAGGAAAAUCCUAAUGACCUACAGUUCUGGAUGGGGGAUAUUUAUACUCCUGGGUAUGAUACCUUGUUAAAAAAGAAAGAGAGGGAAAAAAAGCAUUCCAAAUGUUGCCGAAUCAUCCUGCUCACGGUACUAGCUGUUUGCAUCCUGAUUACCAUAGUCACGCUCAGCGUUUUACUUACUUAAUGCAGCCAAAUACUGUUGAUGGGAGUUUUUCAAUAAAUAUUUUUAUUAAGCUAUUCCCCUCCCUUGUUUUAUUUGGAUUCCAAAAUUUUUGUCACAAAUACAAUUUGUUCGACAUCACUAUUUUAUAAUGUUCCUGUGCAGCAUACGGAAUUGAUCCUGAAAAGAAACAAAUACUCUGAGCACAACACAACUUGCCUUAUGGGUGUAAUUAAAAAGAAAACUAUAAAUAAGC
Dromaius novaehollandiae (emu) is the source of this 866-nucleotide messenger RNA. RefSeq names its product major intrinsically disordered NOTCH2-binding receptor 1-like. The record is from RefSeq and is a predicted model, not a curated record. The coding region runs from base 44 to 634 and encodes 196 amino acids. The transcript has 3 exons. Lineage: Eukaryota; Metazoa; Chordata; Aves; Casuariiformes; Dromaiidae.